AAGCUUUCAAAGCCUUCAAAAAGUUCAAAAACUAUGCGUCCUUUCCAAUGGAAGAGAAAAGCAGACUUCUUCUACAAACCCUAAAACCUCACCCUCUCUCUCUCUCUGUCUCUGUGGCUCGCCUGAAUCCCUCUGAAUUAUCACCGGAAUCCUGAAAACAAAGAAAGGAGUCGAUAUCUUCGCCGGAAUUCCGGCUUGGAGAUGGAAGAUGGGAGUAAACCUGAACCAUCGAGUGAAUUCUCCGGGCACUACGAUUACUUGUUCAGUAGCGAUCGAGAGAGUAGUAUUUUGAGCGAAUUCGGAUGGAAUCUCCAACAAGAUACGGUGGUUAAAGAUUCAGAGACCGGUGGUGGUUGCUUCUCUAGUUUCGAUCAGAUCGAGUUGGAUGAUGAGAAAUCGGAUUUGGCGGGAAACUUUGGUUCACACUCACAGCAAAGCGGUAUUGAUUGGAGCUCUCAACCGCCGUCGUGUUUUAGCCAGACUACGACGACGAAGAUUGUUGGUUCUGGAUCGGUAUCGAUCGAUAAAUCUUUAGGCGGUGGCGAUGAAGCAUCGGCUUCGAAUCCAUCGGUAUCUUCGAGUUCGAGCGAUGAGGCGCCGGAGAAGUCAACGGGAUCUGACGGAAAACCCCCUGAGAUAGCGAGCAAAGGUAGAAAGAAGGGGAAAAAGAGGAUUAGACAACAAAGGUUUGCAUUCAUGACUAAGAGUGAAGUUGAUCAUCUUGAAGAUGGCUACAGGUGGCGAAAAUAUGGACAGAAGGCUGUCAAGAAUAGCCCAUUUCCUAGGAGCUACUAUCGCUGUACAAAUAGCAAAUGCACUGUGAAGAAGAGAGUGGAACGCUCAUCUGAAGAUCCUUCUAUUGUUAUCACAACAUACGAAGGCCAACACUGUCACCACGCAGUUGGGUUCCCCCGUGGUGGUGUCAUUCCUCAUGAGGCUUCCUUGGCUGCUCGGUUUAGUACUGAUUCGACCUCGAAGUUGUAUCUUCCAAGGGUGCAGUUUCCAUUAAUGGGAAACCAGUUUCAUUUCAGCCAAUUGCACCAUCUCUCAGGAGAUGAAGUUGGGCAAUCUCAAGGGCACUCGUCCCCUCUGGUGACGGUGCCGCCGCCGCGGCCUCAGCAGACCCAACAGCCUCCAACAACAUCGAAUUAUGAAGGAUUGCUUGGUGAUAUUGUGCCUGGUGGAAUGCGUAGCUAAUGAGAAAGCAAUUAAGGAUGGGAUGGGUUUUGAGCAUUUUGUUGGUCUGUGAUGCAUAAAGGAAGGACCAUUUUGAAGUCAUCGUAUGGCUUCAUGAGUAGAGCUGUGUUUUGUUCAUACAGGUUAUUGAACAACUUGUUAAGGAUCCAUCAAAGCUUGCACUCACAAUGAAUGAUAAUGUUGAUGACAGCAAUAAUGAAGCAAAAUGUUUAUAAAGAUCAUGUCCAGAGGGGUUCAUUUCUAUCAUGCGAAAGACAACUGAGGCAAUCAAUUCUGACCAUUGGAUAGAUAGAGCACUAUAGAAUAUGUACAGGUUUUAAUUUCAUGGCAUAUUUUAAUUCUAUGACCCGCCAUCUAAUGGAUUUUUCUCUCAUUAUAUAUUUGUAGUUGAAAGGUCAGUGGAGAUUGGAGAGUUGACGAGGUUCAUCUAGCCAUUAGAUAGGAGGACCAUUGAGUGGCCAUUUUGUUAAAAUUUCUAAUCAAAAUCCAAUCAUAUGAUCAUGUGUAUUCU
Macadamia integrifolia is the source of this 1708-nucleotide messenger RNA. Its product is annotated as probable WRKY transcription factor 57. Bases 202 to 1197 code for a protein of 331 amino acids. The transcript has 4 exons. The record is from RefSeq and is a predicted model, not a curated record. Lineage: Eukaryota; Viridiplantae; Streptophyta; Magnoliopsida; Proteales; Proteaceae. Gene Ontology annotation, molecular function: DNA-binding transcription factor activity; sequence-specific DNA binding. Gene Ontology annotation, biological process: regulation of DNA-templated transcription.